Prorocentrum cordatum is the source of this 1741-nucleotide messenger RNA. The record is from the annotation of a GenBank genome assembly. Lineage: Eukaryota; Dinophyceae; Prorocentrales; Prorocentraceae.
CAAGCGGGCCGUGCCGGCUCAAGACCUCAGGCGUGGCCAGCAAUGUGGAGAUUGCGCUCAUUGGCAAUUUGACAUGUCGCAGUUCAGCGGCUGCAGCGCGCCCGAUGAGGCGCUCGCGGUGCAGAUGGCAAAACACCAUCGCCACCUCGAAAUCAAAAUAGGCGCCAUGAUGGAGGAACAACAAAAGUCGAUCCUCGAAGGUAUCGAGCGGAUGCUGCAAGAGCAGUACUUUGGCCGCGUCGGCAGCACGCCACGGACAGUCAUCCAGCAGCGCCCGAAAAUGUCCGAGGUUAGCGUCCGACAUUCAGUAUCGAAGAGGACUUCGACAAGCACGGCUAAGGGGAUAGUGAGUGUUGGGGAGGCCAAGAGAAAUUUUGGCACCGUCAAGACCAUGAUCAUCCAGGGAGAUCGGUCUGCCAGCCGCUCGCUGGGCGAGGCCGGUGAUCGUGCCGCCUGGCCCUUCGCGGUGGCCAGCACCAUCAAGGACAGGCGUGAAUUUGAAAUCGUCGUCGCGGUAAUGAUACUGGCAAAUGCAGUCAGCGUUGGGUACCACGCCGACUGGAGCAUCAGAAACCCUGGCGUUGACCGGGCAGGCUCGUCCAGGAUCAUCGACUGGUCCUUCCUCUGUGCGUUCGUGCUGGAGCUGGCGAUCCGCGCGCUCGCGGAGCGCUGGGCAUUUUUCGACACCGCGAACGCGUGCUUCGGGUGGAAUGUCUUCGACACCUGCAUCGUGCUCAUCGGCAUCCUCACCGAGGUGGACGCCUUCAGCCUGAACCUGUCCAUGAUGCGAGCCGUGCGCGUGCUGCGGCUGGUCAAGGUCAUGAGGAUAUUCCGGUUUCUGACCUUCUUCCGGGAGCUCCGGGUCAUGGUGCACGGCAUCGUGAACUGCGGCAGAACCCUUUGCUGGUCUCUCCUGCUGCUCUUGGCCAUCACGUACAUCUACGCGGUGUUCUGCCUCCAGGUGUUCGCCGACUGGCUCGGUUCGGUGGACGGCGCAGCUGCGCAGUCCGACAUCAGAAUUCAGAACACGAUCGAGAUGCUCCAUUUCCAUUUCUCUUCGCUGCCUUGGUCUUUGUACACGUUGUUCAAAGCGAUGUCUGGCGGCUCCAGCUGGGGAGACGUCAUGGCCGAUCCGAUGUAUCACGUGGGCGUGAUCAUGGUACCGUCAUUCGCGCUCUACAUUAGCGUGACCGUGUUCUGCGUUCUCAACGUGAUUCAAGGGCUGCAUUUGUCGAGGCAUCUUCGCGACAAACGCUCGAUGACGACGCGGAUCUCGUGGAGCACCUGGACGGAAAGACGAAGUGGGUCGAAAGGUUGGUGGCCCUCUUCGACAAGCACGACGUGGAGGGCUUUGGCCGCAUCAGCCUCGCCGAGUUCGAGAAUGUGGCGCAGGACUGGCGAGCCCGGUCGCUCUUCAAGGAGAUCGGACUCGACUUCGAUUUCAGGUGCGCCAGGUCCCUGUUCCGCCUGUUCGAUAUCGACGGCGACGGGCAGGUCGGCAUCGACGAGUUCGUGCAGGGCUGCUACCGGCUGAAGGGCCCCGCGCAGAGCCUGGACAUGUACCUCGGUAUGUGCAGGCUCUCGCGCAGGGUCGACUCCUUGUGCCGCCAGCGCACCGCUGGCUCGGCCGCCGCCACCCCGCCGGGCGUGGCGUCCAUCGCGGCGGUGCCCGAGCUCGAGGAGGAGGAGGCUGUCGGCGACGACGAGGACGACGGCGACGACUCGACGACGGCGACGACUC